Messenger RNA from Paralichthys olivaceus (Japanese flounder), 967 nucleotides. It is a transcript of the gene tm4sf5, whose product is annotated as transmembrane 4 L six family member 5. Gene Ontology annotation, cellular component: membrane. The record is from RefSeq and is a predicted model, not a curated record. Lineage: Eukaryota; Metazoa; Chordata; Actinopteri; Pleuronectiformes; Paralichthyidae.
AGUGAGCGAAGGUGAGCUGUCAGUCCUGAGCCUCCCCCCCCUUCCUCUCUCUCUCACUCAUUUCCACCGUCGACUUCUGCCCGACUUUCAGAAGACGGGGAGAUAACUGGCAGUAAGAGUAGAAAAAGGGACAGGGAGCAGUGAGCGAGAGAAGACAGGUGUGAAACCAUGUGUUGUACGGGGAAGUGCGCUCGCCUGGUGGGCCUGAUCCUCCUGCCCACCGCCUUCAUCUGCAUGAUCGCCAACCUGCUGCUGUUCUUCCCCGAUGGGAAGAGUCUGGAGAACGACCAGAUCUCCCUCCAGGUCUGGCUCAUGGGGGGGCUGAUCGGAGGAGGCCUCUUUAUGCUGUGUCCGAGCUGCUCGGCUAUCAGGGCCGGGGGCAAGGGUUGCUGCGGAACUGGUUGCUGUGGCAACCGUUGCCGGAUGUUGAGCUCAGUGUUCUCCUCUGCCUUCGGCCUGAUCGGAGCCAUCUACUGCACCAGUGUGUCCUCGGCAGGUCUCGCUAUCGGACCCAAGUGUCUGGUCGAAGGUGAAUGGAAGUACCCUUUCGAAAACCUCGGCACCAACACCAGCUACCUCGUGAACCAGACCCUGUGGACGAUCUGCGAGGCCCCUGCCAACGCAGUGAUGUGGCACGUCGUGCUCUUCUCCAUCCUGCUGUCCAUGGGUCUGCUGCAGCUCGUGCUCUGCGGCAUCCAGGUGGUCAACGGCUGCUUAGGGUGCAUGUGCGGAGACUGCCGCGAAAGCAAAGAUGACGAUGGUGGACUGUGAAGAUCAACCUGCUGUGACCUGCGUUCACAAGGAGCAGGGAUUUGAUCCUGUGAAGCAGAAUGAGAUUUUCUUUUGAUACUACGCUGUACUUUUAUUUUGAAGACAUCCUGUUUGAGAAGCCUCACUCCAUUUGUCUUUUUCGCUUCAACCAAUAUAAUGAUUUAAAUAAAGUCCACGUUGGAACAUGAAUCACAAA